This is a messenger RNA of Anisakis simplex (herring worm), 474 nucleotides long. NCBI's taxonomy places the organism in Eukaryota, Metazoa, Nematoda, Chromadorea, Rhabditida, Anisakidae. The record is from the annotation of a GenBank genome assembly.
AUGAGUAAUUAUUGGGCACAAAUGAAAUCAAAUUUCAGAAUCGACAAAAACAAGGCGUUAUGUCUAAUAGUGCAUGCAUGCGAUAUAUCACAUGCAUCGAAACCGUGGAAUUUGCAUUCACGAUGGACUGAAGGCGUUUUGGAGGAAUUCUUUAGACAGGGCGAUUUGGAGUUUAGUAUGGGUUUACCGUAUUCACCUUUAUGUGAUCGUCAUACAGUUCAUGUGGCUGACUCACAAAUUGGUUUCAUCGAUUUCAUCGUUGAACCAACAAUGAUGGUGUGUGGCGAGUUGCUGACGAAAAUGGUUGAGCCAUUGGUAUCGUUACCCCCGUCAGAUUCAUUAUUUCCACCCGGUAUGGGUAAUGAACGAAGCAAUUCCAGUGCGGGAUUGUCACCAGUACCUGAUUCCGCGUAUGGCACAUUUAUUAUUAUAUUUAUUAGUAUUACAAGAUCAUUAUUAUUGUCAUUGUUCUAA